UUUAAUUUCUGUGACACAGAUCGUGCAAUGAGUGACAGAGGCGCAAGGCGCGGCGUAGGCGCACCGUUCUACGCGCCGCCGCGGCGCAAGACCUCUGCGGAAAUCAUCAGCGAAGCCCGCGCUGCCAUAUACGGGGAGAUGAGCGGCGGCAGCGGGUCGGGCGGCGCGCUGCGACCGCUGCGCACGCGGCGGCCGUUCACGCCGCGUGAGCCGCAGCGCACGCUGUUUGCCGAACGCGCGCGCACGAAGGACCCGCGCCCGCCCAGCGCUUUUGAUCUCAAGUACCUGAGCUUGUCAGAGAACACAGAAGAGAUGACCACCGCUGUGCUGGGAGCCCGCAUUGCCAGCCUUGACGAAGAGGGACUAAACGGGAUCCUACUUACUGAACCACAGAGCAAUGGCAAGAAAAAAUCCACGCAGCUGAGGAAUUUACAAGCAAAGACGAUGCAGUCUGGCGAUGGGUGGAGUGGUUUCACAAGACUUCCUCAUCUCAGUGGGCGGGCCAAACCACUGCACCGUAGGAAUACCACAGGGCAUGUAAAUGAUGAAUUAAAAGCGGAGACAGAAUUAGCGCAUGCCAUUUCAGUAACACGUCCUUUAGGCGGAACUGAUGGAGACCUUAAUUUCGCUAUGGCUCUAGACAGUAACACUUAUAAAUCCCUAGGCCCUGAAAGUAACGUGAAGAGGAAACAGUUUGCCGUCAACAAAUCGGUGUCUUAUGACGCUAGCCAUAAAGCUGACCCAUUGGGCGACUUAGCCGUCAAGCAUUUAGCUGUGCAGUUGCCCAAUACAUCGGCGACAGAUCUCGAAAGCGCCAGCGUUCUUGAACUAGCAGAAGCACUGUCCGAACGCACUCAGCCAGUAGAAAGAACAGUUCUAAUCAUGGAAGCCUUGCAGAACGUCCUAGAGAAGUCACCACCAGCCGGCAGUCUUAGAGAACUGGUUCUUAGGUCGUUGUACAUGCACAUUGAUGCGGAGGACGAACGAAUACUUGUAGCGAUUGCACGAGCUAUGCUUACAAUGCGAGUGACAGGAGCAAAUCUAGCAGCAGCAAGCAAAUUGGUUUUCAAAAUAGCGAGAAAUGAUAAGAACGAUCAUUACUUUAGGAACACGAAUUUACUUGAAUUAUUAGUCGAGGGUUGUGGCAGAGCUGAUCCUCUGACAGAAGGCGAAUGCUGCGUGUACGGCGCGGGAGCACUGCGCUUUCUAGCGUUAGAGCCCGGGCUUUGUGCGCUGGCGCAUAAAGCUGGUGCCUUGCAUUUGGCUGCUUUGCACCUGAAGAUCGUGAAUAAUGCGAAAGCUGAAAAUCCUCGGGCUGUAUCUGAACAAUCAACACACGCGCUGUACCAACUGACAGGUGCUCUUCGCAACCUCGCCGGAGCUGAGAAGGAGGCGCGAGCGUUUGUCGCUAGUGGCGCCCUCGCAGAGCUGAUCAACGCGCUGAUGUAUCAUACUGACAGAGAUGUGCUGACUAAUGUCGCCAGGUGUCUUAGCGUCCUCUCAGCCGAAGAGUCGUGCUGUGCGUGGCUGUGCGCUUCUCACGUUGCUGCACGAGCUUGCGUGCGCGCACUAGCGGCGUGUGCUCCCCGCGCACCAUUGGCCGUGAGACUUGCGUACACGUUAGGAAACAUGGCCGCUGCCGACCGCCAGGCGAGAAUCAAUAUCUACAACGAAGAAGGCAGCGUGGACGUACUACUGACGAUUUUGGAGCUUUACACGAAGCGAAACGACGAUCUGCGAGACCCUGAUUCUGAUCCUGAUCUACAUCUGAUAGGCACAGAUUUGGGAGGAUCAGAUGGUUCCAACGAAGACGUUCUUAUAAAGACAGUGCGAGUGGUAGCCAACCUGUGCCUCUGCGAGCGGGCGGGUCGGGGCCUCGCGGCGGAACACGCUGAGCGCACUGUCAAAGCCUUGCUGGCUUGCCUCGAACUGGCCGAGAAACCGAUGGAACAAGUGCCCCAAGAAGAUGAUGAAGAACGCCCCAGCUGGAUAGAGCGGCGCGAGGAGCUGGCCACCGCAUCUCUGGCUACCCUCAACAAUAUUACCUUCUACAGAGAGCCACCUGACCCGCCUGAUCCUCUGGACACCUUGCUGGAUCAACUUUGCAAAGUGACAUGCAGACGGCUGGCGGGCUCAGGGCCCGCGGCGUGCGAGGCGGUGCGUGCCCUCGGGAAUCUAUCCCGCGACACGCGCUCAGCACAGCUCAUCGUGCUCGAGGGCGCGCUAGACUUGCUCGUGCCAUUCUUGGAGCAUGACGAAGCCAGCGUGCGUUGCGCUGCAGCAGGAGUUUUAGUCAACGUGUGCGGCGCCGGCAGCGAAUGCGCGGACGCCGGCGCGCUAGCAGCACGUGCAUUGGUAGCCGCAGCUGGCUGU
This is a messenger RNA of Ostrinia furnacalis (Asian corn borer), 2373 nucleotides long. RefSeq names its product armadillo repeat-containing protein 2-like. NCBI's taxonomy places the organism in Eukaryota, Metazoa, Arthropoda, Insecta, Lepidoptera, Crambidae. Gene Ontology annotation, biological process: cilium organization. The transcript has 17 exons. The annotation marks the transcript as partial. Gene Ontology annotation, molecular function: protein binding. The record is from RefSeq and is a predicted model, not a curated record.